This is a messenger RNA of Rangifer tarandus platyrhynchus (Svalbard reindeer), 306 nucleotides long. Lineage: Eukaryota; Metazoa; Chordata; Mammalia; Artiodactyla; Cervidae. The record is from the annotation of a GenBank genome assembly.
AUGCAGGCAGACUCUUUACCACUGAGCCACCAGGGAGCCCAUAAUUGUGAGUUGAGGGUGAGGGGGAGCUGUUCCUUUGCCUCGGACCCGUUGAUACCCAAACUGUAUGAACUUCACUAUUUUUCUCUUUCCUUUUCCUCACUCUUUGUUCCUUUUAAUUAUUAUUAUUUCUUGUUUCUCUGUAAUACUUUACCUGUUCCUCUCCUCACUGCCUUAAGAAUGCUAGUCAUCUUGACCUCUGAGGGCUUAUUUCCCUCCCUUCCCCUUGCCCCUUCUGAAUGUCCUUCUUUAAGCUUUAUGUGGUGA